Solea solea (common sole) is the source of this 2384-nucleotide messenger RNA. RefSeq names its product vacuole membrane protein 1 (gene vmp1). Gene Ontology annotation, cellular component: membrane; endomembrane system; endoplasmic reticulum. NCBI's taxonomy places the organism in Eukaryota, Metazoa, Chordata, Actinopteri, Pleuronectiformes, Soleidae. The transcript has 12 exons. Bases 248 to 1471 code for a protein of 407 amino acids. The record is from RefSeq and is a predicted model, not a curated record. Gene Ontology annotation, biological process: Golgi organization; autophagy.
UUUCGCAAUACAAGUCUCAUGAAGCAAAAUUUUACUGAAAUUACGAUGUACUCAUCUGCUACUGUGUUUUGCGUUAAUGCUUAGUUAGUUAUAAAUGUAUAGAUACAAAACUUGUGAAAAAUCUGCGUUUGUACACAUUUCCGCUUGACUAAAGUUUUACUUUGAUACGUCCAGUCAUUUUUUUCCGGGUGAGGAGGACAGGAAAGAGACUGCCUGACCUGCUACAUACUGAUUGACAUGGCAGCGAAUGGAGCGAGCUGUGAACCGUCUCAGAAACGUGCAGCAGCUAAAGACAAACAGAAUGGCAAGUCCACAGGGUGUUUGUGUUCCAGACUCGUCACUAAGAGAGAGGAGGCAGAAAGAUAAAGAGGAGCGUUUGUCUCUGCUCUUAUGGAGGAGGCCGGUCACCACACUACAUUACUUCCUCUUGGAGACCCUCAUCAAGCUAAAGGAGUGGACGUUAAAGCUUUGGCAGCGAAGAGGCAUAGUGUGUUUUUUUUUGGUGUUAUGCUCCCUUUUCUCCAUUUUGUACUCCAUGGAGGGAGCACAUCAAGAAUAUGUUCAGCACCUGGAGAAUAAGCUCCUAUGGUGUGCCUACUGGGUAGGUCUUGGGAUCCUGUCCUCAGUAGGCCUUGGGACUGGCUUACACACCUUCCUGCUCUAUCUGGGUCCUCACAUAGCAUCAGUAACCUUGGCUGCUUAUGAGUGUGGCUCCAUAGACUUCCCUGAGCCUCCGUACCCAGACCAGAUUGUUUGUCCCCAAGAUGAAGCAAUGGAUAGCGGCAUCUCUCUGUUCUCAAUCAUGUCAAAGGUCCGACUGGAGGCCUGCAUGUGGGGUGCAGGCACUGCCAUCGGAGAGCUGCCUCCAUAUUUCAUGGCCAGAGCAGCUCGUCAGUCAGGAGCCGAUCCAGAUGACGAAGACUACGAGGAGUUUGAGGAGAUGCUUGAGCAGGCUGAAGGUGCACAGGAUUUUGUCACAAGAGCAAAGCUUGGUGUCCAGCAUAUGGUACAGAAAGUGGGAUUCUUUGGGAUUCUGGCAUGUGCUUCAAUCCCCAAUCCUCUCUUUGACCUGGCUGGAAUAACCUGCGGCCAUUUCCUGGUUCCCUUCUGGACCUUUUUUGGAGCAACUCUGAUCGGGAAAGCCAUUAUCAAGAUGCACAUACAGAAACUCUUUGUUAUCAUCACCUUCAGCAAGCACAUAGUGGAGCAAAUGGUGUCACUGAUUGGCUCUGUGCCUAAAGUGGGACCAGCGCUCCAGAAGCCCUUCAGCCAGUACCUGGAAGCCCAGCGGAACAAGCUGCACCAUGCUGGAGGAAGUGUACCAGCGGAUGAGAACUGGUUGGCGUGGGUGUUUGAGAAGGUGGUGCUGGUCAUGGUCUGCUACUUUGUCAUCUCCAUUGUCAACUCCAUGGCUCAGAGCUAUGGCAAGCGGCUGCAGCAGCAGAGGCACACCGAGGAGAAAACCAAGUGAUGACGAGACAAAAGUACUACAAAACAUCCAAGUGACUGUGUUUCUCCUGCUGCUGCCAAGAGCCUUCCUCUCACUCGGCCACAGCCACUCGCAAUUGAACAACAAACCUCACCCUCUCAUCCAUUCUGAAAGAGGCUGAAUGCUAAAAGAAAAAAAAAAAAAGAAAGGCCAGACUCUUUGUUUGGUUUUGAGGAUGUGUGCUACUGUUUACCGUUUGUCCCUCUUCAGGUUUUGUAGUUCUUAACUUCAUCUCACUCUCUGUGUAGUGCGAUCGGAUUUACUGUUGAUCUUAAUAUAUGUUACGUUAAAUUAACCCUUUCAUUGACCUCAGAAGUAAAGCAGAGGUUUGGUGGUGGCUGCUGUGUGCGGGCAGUGCCCAUCCAUCAGAUGCUAUGCCUUAUGCAAGACGGGAAGGUUUGACUUCCUCUGAAUAUUGUUCUUGACUUAUAGACUUGAUUGUUAUUUAAUUUUGUAACAUUUAUGUAUGGAUGCAUCAUGAUGUGUUUGUACAGUGUGCUGCCUAGAUAACUGCAAUGGAUGGUCUCUGUUUUCAGGGUUUAAUUUUCCUCGUGUUUGUCGUUCAGUUUUACAGCUAAGACCAACUUAUCGUCUUUUCUUUCUGGAAGUGUUGUUUCGAAAUGGGGGGAAAAAAAGCAAUAUCGAUUUAGAACAGAUGGGUUCUGAUUAUGGUUUGCACACUGUGUACAUAUAUUACUAUCUUUUUGACAGUAUGUGCAGAUGUAUUUCUAUUCCAGUGCUGAGUGGGGACAUGAGUUAACUUAAACCAAAACACAAAAGGUGAUAUCAUUUGUAAAGUGACAUUGUACUCUGAGCAAACUAGUCUCAUUUCUAUUCUGUACAUUUAGGUCGAACCUUGGAUCAGAUCAUAUAUAUAUAAAACCUGUAAAUCAUG